Molecule: messenger RNA, 1062 nt
Organism: Pieris rapae (cabbage white)
Lineage: Eukaryota; Metazoa; Arthropoda; Insecta; Lepidoptera; Pieridae
Gene: Osi16
Exons: 2
Coding region: 23-757 (244 amino acids)
Source: RefSeq, a predicted model, not a curated record
AGCUUUCGUUACAGACGUUAAAAUGUAUUACUUAUGUCUUUUAUUAACUGUGGCAUACGCACUGCCAACGGAAAAGGCAGAGCCAAUAGAGGCCGCAGCACGGGCUAUGGGCAAAGAUUGCUCCAACGGGAUUUUCAGCCCUACAUGUUUAAAAAUAGAGGCCAUAUCGCUUUUGGAGAAGUUAAAUUCCAGGGAAGAACUACAGUUGCUCCCAGGCGUCAGUGUUGUGAAAGAAGAAAAAGAGAACAGCAGCAAAGCUGAUGAGUUUGCUGCGGAAUUAGCCAGAGCGUUGCCAUCAAAACCUGAUGAGAGGCUGGAUAAAUUCCUUCUUUAUAGAUUAGGAACCUAUUUGGAUACCCACUCAGUGAAGCUCAGGUUAUUGGAUGAUGGUGCUUCUGAGGAUGCAAGAGCUUUGAUUAGUGAAGGAAGAGGGAAGGGUGGUGGUUUUGGUGGUGGCAAGAAGGGUGGCAUGGGAGGACUAAUGGCUGCCGGGCUUAUGAUGAAAGGUACUCUAAUGUCAAUGGGUAUGGGGGCACUCGCCCUUUUAGCGGGAAAGGCGCUGAUGACAGCGGUUAUGUCACUCGUACUGUCAGCUGUCAUCGGCCUAAAGUCUCUGACAUCGGGCGGGAAGUCAACCACAUAUGAAAUAGUAUCUAAGCCUGUAUAUUCACACUCACACUCACAUUCCACUGCACAUGAAGAUGCAGGGAGCUAUGGACACUCCGGUUAUGGUAGGAGCAUAAAUGCAAGACGUUGAUAGCUGUAUUUUAAAGGUUCUUUGAAAAUCCAGUUAAUAUUAAGUUUAAUUUAUUUAUUUAUUUAUUUAUGAAAUCCACGAUGUGUUGUUGUAAGCAAACGUAAGUUUUAAAGAAGAAUUUCUUUACAUUAAAUAUCGAUCAUGGGUAAGAGAAAGUAUAUCUUAGUUGUAUAUUUACAGUACGUUGCAUUAUUAUAUUAACAAAACAAUCUUAGAUGGAUUAAAGUAAACAAUGCAUUUAUUAAAAACGUUUACAAAUAACAUAUUUAAGAACAUUAUUUAUUUCGUAGUUUUUAUAUAAACCA